AUGUCGGCCCUCUUCAACUUCCAGUCGCUGCUUCUGGUCAUCCUCCUUCUCAUCUGCACCAGCGCCUACGUGCACCAGAUCUUUCCGAGACUGCUCGACAGCCGCAAGCAUGGCCUGAUGGGUAUCUUCUGGAAGUGUGCACGGAUAGGCGAGAGACUGAGCCCGUACAUCAGCUUGUGUUGCGUCCUCAUGGCGGUCUCCGUUUUCGUCGGCAAUUAA
Sporothrix schenckii 1099-18 is the source of this 219-nucleotide messenger RNA. RefSeq names its product protein kish-A. Gene Ontology annotation, biological process: intracellular transport; protein secretion. The transcript is spliced from 4 exons. The record is from RefSeq and is a predicted model, not a curated record. Bases 1 to 219 code for a protein of 72 amino acids. NCBI's taxonomy places the organism in Eukaryota, Fungi, Ascomycota, Sordariomycetes, Ophiostomatales, Ophiostomataceae.